CUGCUGAUGUAUCUGCACGUAGCUAACUAACCCUGCUAACCAGACGCAACCAGUUGGUCAACUCUACCCAUCAACUCCGCCGUUCUUCAGUGACCGAGUCCUGUUGCUCGCUCUUAAAGCCGGGUGAUUGUGGAAAAAAGAUCAUGGUUAGCAAGACGGAUGAGAUGCCGGCAGCGUCAGUGCCAACCUGCGCCUCUGUGGAGCUCACACAUGAGGAGAGCAACAAGAAACCCGUCAAGGAGUCCUGUGCAUGCGGUCACGGUGCAGCUACAGCAGUAAUGAACGGAGACAGUGCACAUGACCAGAGAGAGGAGGGUGAGUCCAAACAGGACAGCACUGGAGAUGCUGACACUGGCGACGAUGCUAACGAGCAAGAAGUAAUUGUUAUUCAGGACACUGGCUUCACUGUGAAGAUUCAGGCACCAGGCAUUGAGCCUUUCGAUCUGCAGGUGUCUCCGCAGGAAAUGGUGCAAGAGAUCCACCAAGUGCUGAUGGACCGUGAAGACACCUGCCAUCGUACCUGCUUUUCUCUGCAGCUGGAUGGCAACGUGCUGGACAACUUUGCUGAGCUUAAGUCCAUUGAGGGUCUUCAAGAGGGGUCCCUUCUUAAAGUAGUGGAAGAGCCAUACACAGUGCGUGAGGCUCGCAUUCAUGUUCGUCAUAUCAGAGACCUGUUGAAGAGUCUGGAUCCCUCUGAUGCUUACAAUGGAGUGGACUGCAAUUCUCUUUCAUUCCUCAGUGUAUUCACAGAGGGAGAUCUUGGAGAGAGUGGCAAACGUAAAAAGAAGGCUGGUGAACUUGAGCAGAUUGACUGCACACCUCCUGAACAUAUAUUGCCAGGCAGCAGGGAGCGCCCUCUAGUACCCCUUCAGCCACCAAACAAAGACUGGAAGCCACUACAGUGCCUCAAAGUUCUCACAAUGAGUGGCUGGAACCCUCCACCUGGCAACAGGAAAAUGCACGGAGACCUUAUGUACCUGUACAUAGUGACUGUAGAGGAGAGGCAUGUCAGCAUCACUGCUUCUACUCGUGGAUUCUACCUCAACCAGUCUACCACAUACAAUUUCAACCCUAAGCCAGCCAACCCCAGCUUUCUAAGCCACUCUCUGGUGGAGUUACUGAGCCAGAUCAGCCCAGCCUUUAAGAAGAACUUCACCUCUCUGCAGAAAAAAAGAGUCCAGAGACAUCCAUUUGAAAGAAUAGCCUCACCAUUCCAGGUUUACAGCUGGACUGCUCCUCAGAUUGAUCAUGCAAUGGACUGUGUGAGAGCGGAGGAUGCCUACACCUCUCGUUUAGGUUAUGAAGAACACAUACCUGGUCAGACCAGAGAUUGGAAUGAAGAGCUGCAAACGACAAGAGAGCUUUCUCGUAAGAACCUGCCGGAGCGUUUGCUCAGAGAGAGAGCGGUUUUCAAAGUGCAUAGUGAUUUUGCUGCUGCUGCUACACGGGGUGCCAUGGCUGUGAUAGACGGCAAUGUGAUGGCCAUCAAUCCUGGUGAGGAGACCCGCAUGCAGAUGUUCAUAUGGAACAAUAUCUUCUUCAGCCUGGGCUUUGAUGUCCGAGACCACUAUAAAGAGCUUGGCGGAGAUGCUGCUGCUCACGCUGCACCGACCAAUGACCUGAAUGGUGUGAGGGCAUACAGCGCUGUGGAUGUGGAAGGGCUCUACACACUUGGCACUGUGGUUGUAGAUUACAGGGGCUACCGUGUCACCGCUCAGUCCAUCAUUCCAGGUAUCCUGGAGCGGGAACAGGAACAGAGCGUCAUCUAUGGCUCUAUCGACUUCGGAAAGACUGUAGUGUCACACCCCAAGUAUUUGGAAUUACUUGAGAAGACCAGUCGUCCCCUAAAGUUACAGCGCCACUCUGUCCUCAAUGAGAAAGAUACCGCAGUAGAGCUUUGCUCAUCUGUGGAGUGCAAGGGUAUUAUCGGCAACGAUGGACGCCACUAUAUACUGGACCUGCUGCGCACUUUCCCUCCUGAUCUCAACUUCCUGACUGUGGAAGGAGAGGAGCUGAACCCAGAGAGCCAGAAACAAGGCUUUCCUCGACUGCAUCGCCACCGUCUGGCCUGUCUGCGGCAGGAACUCAUUGAGGCCUUUGUAGAACACAGGUAUCUCCUUUUCAUGAAGAUGGCAGCACUCCAGCUCAUGCAGCGCAAAGCCAAUAAAGAUGCCAAGACUAAAGCUUUGCCUGAGAGUGCAGCGGCUGAUAGUGCAUGUGACAGUAAAUCAGCAGCUGCUACUGAGGUCUCCGAGAAAACUACUGAAACAGCAAUGCCAGCUUCUGACUCAACAACUUUGUCUGAAUCCAGACUGACACCUGAGGACAAAUCAGAAAGCCAACAGCCAUCAGCCUCAGACAAUUCAGCUGUAACUACCAACGGUACCCAUGACCCCACAGUUCCAGAGAGUCAGAAUGGAUGCUGUGACAGUCCUUUGGAGGGUAAGGAGACCCUUGAAACAGGACUAGCUAGAGCUAAAGAGCUGGCUGAGUCUUUAGCGACAGAAGAUGGAUCCGGGAUUGACCCCAAAAGUCGAGAGGUUGUGUUGAACGCCUGCAAAGCUGUAGGAUCCAUCAGCAACACUUCCUUUGACAUUCGCUUCAACCCAGACAUCUUCUCCCCUGGAGUGCGUUUCCCAGAAGAAAGUGCUGAAGACAUUCAAAAACAGAAACAGCUUCUGAAAGAUGCUGCAGCCUUUCUGGUGUCUUGUCAGAUCCCCUUUUUGAUAAAGGACUGUUUGGAUCACACUGCCCUGCCAAUGGAUGGAGCCACACUGACAGAGGCUCUUCAUCAGCGGGGUAUCAACAUACGCUACCUUGGCAAUGUGCUAGAAUUUGUGGACAAGAUGCCUGCAAAAGCCCAGCUUGACCAUAUUUAUAGAAUAGGAAUCACAGAGCUGGUCACCAGAUGCACCAAGCAUAUCUUUAAAACCUACCUCCAGGGUGUGGAGCUUUCUGCCCUGUCUGCUGCUGUUAGCCACUUCCUCAACUGCUUCCUGAGCUCCUUCCCAGAUGCUGUGGCUCACCUGCCUGCAGAUGAAUUAGUGUCACGCAGGAAGAACAAGAAGAGGAGAAACAGAGUACCUGGAGGAGGAGAUAACACAGCCUGGGCUAGCCUUACCCCCAGCGAACUCUGGAAGAACAUCAGUACAGAGGCUCGCACUUACUAUCACUUCACACUACAGUGUGAUGGUGUGGACCAGGCAGUGGAGAAAUAUGGCCUGCAAAAAACCACCCUCCUGAGGGAAAUCUCUGUCAAAACUGGCAUCCAGAUCCUGAUAAAGGAAUACAACUUUGACAGCCGACACAAACCAGCCUUCACUGAGGAAGACAUUCUAAAUAUUUUCCCCAUUGUUAAGCACGUCAACCCCAAAGCUUCUGAUGCCUUCCAUUUCUUUCAGAGUGGCCAGGCCAAGGUCCAGCAAGGUUUCCUUAAAGAAGGCUGCGAGCUCAUCAAUGAGGCCUUGAACCUUUUUAACAACGUGUAUGGAGCAAUGCAUGUGGAGAUCUGUGCUUGUCUGCGCCUCCUUGCUCGCCUUAACUACAUCAUGGGUGAUCACCCUGAGGCCCUGAGUAACCAGCAGAAAGCAGUUCUGAUGAGUGAGAGAGUGUUGGGAAUUGAACAUCCUAAUACUAUUCAGGAAUAUAUGCACUUGUCAUUGUACUGCUUUGCCAAUGGGCAGCUAUCCACUGCCCUGAAGCUGUUGUACCGUGCUCGCUAUCUCAUGCUGUUGGUGUGUGGAGAGGACCAUCCUGAGAUGGCUCUGCUAGAUAGCAACAUUGGUCUGGUGCUACAUGGAGUAAUGGAGUAUGAUCUCUCUCUACGCUUCCUCGAAAAUGCCUUAUCCAUAAACUCCAAAUACCACAGCACUCGGUCACUUAAAGUUGCCCUCAGUCAUCACUUGGUGGCCCGGGUGUAUGAGAGCAAGGCUGAGUUUCGCUCAGCUCUUCAGCAUGAAAAAGAGGGCUACACUAUUUACAAAAACCAGGUUGGUGAGGCUCAUGAGAAGACAAAGGAAAGCUCAGAGUAUCUAAAGCACCUCACUCAGCAGGCAGUGGCGCUACAGAGAACGAUGAAUGAGAUCUACAAGAAUGGCUCCAAUGCCAGCAUCAUGCCACUUAAGUUCACAGCUCCAAGCAUGGCCAGCGUACUGGAGCAGCUCAACAUUAUCAAUGGCAUCAUUUUUAUUCCCCUCAGCCAUAAAGAUCUGGAGACCCUGAAGGCAGAAGUGCAGCGCCAGCAGCAGUUGCAGGACUCUGGAAGAAGUGAGGAACAGCAGGAAAAUGGCCAGCUCGCAUUGGAUGACAAAAUUCCAAUCGAUGAUUAAUCCCACACACCCCUGACAUGGAAAGACUUGAUGCCAAAGCCAUCUGCUUUAACCUGUAGAUCUGAGAACAUAAGCUGUGUAAUGUAAACAAGUAUAUUUGAGGUUGAAGGGAUGGGAACAGGCAGGGAAAGUUACAGCCAAUGGUACUGUGAAAGGUACUCAUGAGAACGAAACCAGCUUCUAGUACAGGUAGUCAGAGGGCCAGACUGGCUCAUCUGAGGAUUUUCUUUAUGUACUAGUGUUGCUGAAGUGGAGGUGACCAUGACGUGCAUUACAGCGUUAUUCAUCAAUUGAUCAGUUCUUGAAGUCACCUGUUCAUUAAUUGUCCCAAUUCUUCACCCAACCUGUCUGCAAACUCAGGUGAUUUCUACUCUGCACUAGAUGAGACCAGAUACAUCACAAAAUCCAGAAAGACAGUCAAUAGAUGCUUCAGAAUGUGCACUUGGUCUUUUAAGAUUAUUGAAAAAGGUCCUUCUGUGUCCCAUAACAUUAUGUUCAUGAUGAUUGCCAUGUCUUCACAGCCUACAUGUUCUGUAAAAACAAAAUAAUGAAUGAUAUUUUUGUUUGUUUUGUAAAUGAGCGUGUGGGAAUUAAGCCAUUUUAUAUCCAGCUAACCAUUUAAUUUAAACAUUGUCUUGUUUCAUAGAGAUCUAUUCAUCAAGAGUGUACAUUUUGUCUAUGAGCUUUGACAGACUUGAUUGACAUUGAUUGUAAUGUGGGUUCAAAAGGUCCAGCUUGAUUCAAUUAGUGGAAUCUUACUGCUAUUACAGUUUUUUUCUUUUGUGUGUGUUAUACUAGUUCAGAGAUCCUGGUGGACUGAAAUGAUGCCUCUACAACUAUAAUGCUGCUCUAAUCAUUAUUAGCAUAUUUUUCUAUAACAAUGUUUUUUGUUGAUGUGAAUCAUAGAGAAUCAUGCAGUGUCACUAGGCAUGCUGGAACUGUUAAUGUGUAAUUAAACCCACUCUAUAUAGUUCACAGAUUGGAUGCCAGUAACAUUGGAAUACUUAAUUAAUACCAUGAGUACAAACGCCAGUUCCUCUGUUCUCCCAUAGCUAGUAUUUACUGCACUUACUGAACCAUUGUCAACACAGAUGAUGGUUUAAGUGAGGCUGCUUGAUGCAGUGUACCAAAAAAGACAGGCAUUGCUUGUAUAAAUGCUGGAUCUACUUUUCAAAUGCCAAACUUGCUGUAUUAGUGUUUAAAGCAAUACAAAUGCUGGAACUGGUCUUUUAAGUGCUGCUACAAUCUGCACUUAGAUGGAAGAGAUUGUGCACUUUUAUCAAUAAUCAAGAAUAUGACAGUCUAUGAAUACCCCUGUUCAUGUUCAGAUUUUGGUGGAUUUUUAGUGAAAAUAAGUCAACACAGCCUCUGCAGAGAACAAAACUAGAUAUGAGUUUUUGUUUUUUCAAUUUAAAUUCUUAGUAUGUAUGGCUGGACUUUACAUGUUGUAAAAUGUAUACAGGUUUGUUUUCUGCAGGAAGUUGUUAACAAAAACAUUCAUUUUAACCAGCUCCAUCCAAACUUUUGCACAUUUGUAACUCUCAAAUUAGAAUACUGCACAUGAACAAAGAAACUACAGCAUAUAACCAGCUAACUGUGAAAUUUGUGCCUGGUUCUGCUUUAAGAUUGAACCAGACUUGUAUGUUUGGUCUAUAUAUCUUUUGGAGAGUAAAAUUUCUUUAUUGGUCACAUUUUGAUCUUUUGUUGGCUAACCAGCUGUUCAGAGCCACAUUGUAUGCAGGGGUCAAUUCAGGCUGCAGUGCCCAUAGACACUGAGUUGUGUUGUAGCUUAACAAAGGUUAUUUGCAUUGAAAUUGCAAAUAAAAAAUACUGCUGGAGUACUAAA
Trichomycterus rosablanca is the source of this 6174-nucleotide messenger RNA. RefSeq names its product clustered mitochondria (cluA/CLU1) homolog a (gene cluha). NCBI's taxonomy places the organism in Eukaryota, Metazoa, Chordata, Actinopteri, Siluriformes, Trichomycteridae. The coding region runs from base 144 to 4328 and encodes 1394 amino acids. The transcript is spliced from 27 exons. Gene Ontology annotation, molecular function: protein binding; mRNA binding. The record is from RefSeq and is a predicted model, not a curated record. Gene Ontology annotation, cellular component: cytoplasm. Gene Ontology annotation, biological process: intracellular distribution of mitochondria.